This is a messenger RNA of Culex pipiens pallens (northern house mosquito), 9564 nucleotides long. RefSeq names its product nuclear receptor coactivator 1 (gene tai). The transcript is spliced from 17 exons. Gene Ontology annotation, biological process: positive regulation of transcription by RNA polymerase II; cellular response to hormone stimulus. NCBI's taxonomy places the organism in Eukaryota, Metazoa, Arthropoda, Insecta, Diptera, Culicidae. The record is from RefSeq and is a predicted model, not a curated record. The coding region runs from base 1961 to 7195 and encodes 1744 amino acids. Gene Ontology annotation, cellular component: nucleus. Gene Ontology annotation, molecular function: nuclear receptor binding; protein dimerization activity.
GAGUUCGUACGUCAUGUGAAUCGGUUCGCGCUGUGUCCGUGUCCGUGUGUACGCGCGCGCCCUUCUGUGCCAGUGCCUCUUGGGCCCGAAGGUGUUCCCUCGUAGAGAGACAGAGAGCCGUCGAUUCGAUCCGCGUCGCCGCGACGACGAACCCGCUCCGGAAGUCGAAGAACCCGUCGUCGUCGUCGUCGUUUAACAAAACUUGUUCUUGGUUCGCAAGACGAGUUCUGCGUCACACACAACGCUCGAGCAGUGCGUUGAGAGUGGAAGAGGGAGAGAUAGAGAGAAAACCUGUGUGUGUGUGUGUGUCAUGGGAUUAUGUGGCGACAACAAAGUCCACGGCAACAUCUGCAACAACAACAACAACAAAAACAUCAGCCGGAAUAUGCCAGCUCCGCAAAGAUUGUGCAACGCAAGAACGAAUGAUUAAAUGCAACUUGUUCCGCAGCAGGAAGAGUGAAGAAUUUACCGUAGGAGCGCUGAUGUAGCGGAAUUUGUUAGAGCAAGAAGGGGAGAGAAAGUGCGAUAAAGGAAAAAAAUCAACAGAAGAAAAAACACAACAUAAAAAGCCAAAGAGGCAAGGUGUGUUUAAUUAUACCUGUUACAACGGUUAUAAAUUAUCGAAUAAUGUUGUUGCCAGCGCUGAUAAGCGUUCGGUUUAUUUGUGAAAACACUAAACAAGUGCUUAAGAAUGGUUAAAUGGUGUAAUUGCGACACGAGUGCGGUGUUCUAGUCAAUAGGAACACAGUUUGUUAAAGUAGCGAGCGUCUCUGAAGUGGGAAAGAAGCGUUCCAAAGGGAGAUAAUACAAUUUGUCACCAUUGAAAUACAAAAUUAUAAAUCUGUUGUAUCUUGUGUUGUUAGAUUCUAAUGAGAACACAAUUUGUUAACAAUCUAAUCAGGAAAACAAAAUCUGCAAACGAUACCCAAAAGAAGAAAUCGCUGCAAAAAGCUAAUCUACAAGUUUGAAUCAAUUUUUGUUAUCACAGCGAGUGCAAAUCAUUGCUAGAACACAACUUGUUAGCAACAAUCAGCUGUCAAAGCGCCGCCGCGAUAACGACCAAAGGAAGCUCAACCCCACAAACCACAAUCGUCAACCGCUGCGGUCAGUGUGUGUGUGAUAAGCCCGAAACCAAAGUGAAUUCCCACGGUACCAAAUUGUCUAGAACAAAGUUUGUUAUCGCGAAGCGAUUCCACCACAAAAAAAGAAUAAUUCGACAAAAACGGAAAAAGUUUCCCGAUUUACCAACAAAACGAGUGGAAUGUUACACAGCCCGUGCCGGUGCAUUAAAACCCGAAAUUACCCGAGGAAAAAGUGAGCCGGCCCCGAGGGAAAAAAGAGAGUCAAAAGAAAUAAAAAGUGUGCUAAGUGAUUUCAAAUCCGGAAAGGAAGACGCCGAAAGCCAGCCGAUAAAAGCCUGCACCGAAGAGGAAGCCUCCCCCCUGUGAGUGUGAUUAAUAAUAAUAAUAAUAUUAAAAAGUGGAAGGAAAGAAAUUUGUGUGUGCGUGUUUUGUGUAUCGACCCGGUUUUUGGGAGAGCAGGAAAAGUGAAUGAAAUAAGAGCAAAUAUUGAAUCGAGAAAUUUUCGUGCGCUUUUGGUGUGUGCCGCGUUUGGAAGAAGAGAAGGAAAAGCUACGAAAGAAGAAAACUGGAAGAAAAUUUAAGCCGAGUGGAAAAAGAAUCAGUGAAAAGUCCUUAGAUUUGAGAAAUCAGUGUUAAUUGUGGAAUCCCGAGCAGAAAAAGUGCAUGGAAAAUCAAAGCUCGUAAAAAAUCAAAUAAUUCAGUGUUGCCAAAUCAACGAAGAGGAAAAUUUCUCCGGCUGGAAGGUGUACAAAAAGUGCCUCAAAAUUUGGGAUUAUCUGGAAUCGGUGGCUGGCGUAUCAGCGACCACGGAGCGAUUAACGGCUCCCCCGGCGCCUCCCCAGGGCCACUCGCCCCUCCAGCUCUUAGAUGAGCCCCACAUGUCCAUUGCUGCGGCCGAAAAUGCAGGGCUUGGCCCAUGUGAACUUCCGCUGUCAGACCAGUGGCUCGUCCAUAGCCAGCUCACCUCCUCCCAGCAGUCGCAGUCCUCGCAGUCGCAGUCACAAUACUCGUCGUCGUCGCAAACAGCAGCAACGCAGCAGCAGCAACAUUCCAGCAGUGGCGGCAGCAGCGGCAGUUCAGCAUCACAUCAGCAUCUGCAGCCGAAAAUAAUGAACGCGGUCGUCCCAGCCGUGUCGGUUCCGGCAGCCAGCAAAAAGAUUCGUAGAAAACCAGAUACCAAGCCCCAAUCGCAGAUCAACAAGUGCAACAACGAGAAACGGCGCCGCGAGCUGGAGAAUGAGUACAUCGAGCAGCUCGGCGAGUUCCUCCAGAUCAACAAGCGGGAUAUGACCGCUUGCAAGCCGGACAAAGCAGCGAUCCUUAGUGAAGUGGUGCGAACGUUUCGUCGCCUGCUGGAGCAGGGCAACCGUGACCUAACCACGGCCACCGGCAACCGGUGCUCCAAGUGUUCGCCCGACUGCAGCGACUCGUGCAAGCUGCACCCGGUCCAGCAGGGCGAAGUUUCCUCUACCGAACCACCCCUGCCGGAACCGUCCGUCAACGGGCACUCGCCGGAAAAGUCCGCCUACUUCGAGGCGGUCCAGUACUACAUCUCCAACAUUGGCUGGGCCCUGCUCGAGAUCAACUCGGACGGCGUGAUCGAAUGCGCCACCGAGAACGUCCGGGACGUGCUGCACUAUUCGCGCAACGAGCUCCACGGACAGAGCAUCUACUCGUACCUGCACACUGGCGACCACUCCAAGCUCAGUCCCAUCCUCAACAAGAACUCGUUCGAGCUAAACUGGGAUCAAGAUGAGAUGUUCUGCCAGUCCCCGAAGCGGACGAUCCGCACCAAGAUUCGGUGGCUGCUGAGGGCGCCCGACAGUGCCAACGAUACGAUCGAGCAGAAGCAGCAGCGGCAGGAAAAGUACAAGGACCUGCUGAUCAUUUCCGCCCAAGUCAAGGAUGACACCGACGCCGAGUCGUCGUCGGUGCUCUGUCUAAUCACACUACCGGAGGACGAGCUGAACCAGCAGCAGCACGGGCAGCUCGGCCAGUUGGGGCUGCCAGGAAGCGUAGGAGUAGGAGCGGGAGCGGGAGUAGGUGUGGCCGCGGCCAUCGAGCUGUCCAGCCUCACGAUGCCACAGACGCUGGACGAGCAGCUGACGCUCAAGCUGGACAUGAACGGCGCCAUUAUAGACUUAGACGCAGCGACGCUGAGGAAGCAGUUCGCCGGGUACCUAACCAAAGAGGCCUUCCGGUCAAUCCACGAUCUCUGCCACUUCCAGGAUCGCGCCCGGCUCAACGAGCACCUCAACAAUGUGAUGAACGCGAACGGCACGGCCCAGGUCUCGUCGUACCGGUUGCGGCUCGGCGGCCCCGACGUGUACGUCCACGUGAAGGCCCAGACGAGAUUAUUCCGGAACAGCAAGGCGAACAACGAGCCGGACUUUAUCAUGGCGAUCCACACGAUCCUGACGGACAGCGAGGUGGCGAUGGUGGAGGCCGCCGGAGGGUUGAACAAUCCGUCCUCGUCGUCGUCGUCGGGGUUGGCCAUUCCGAGCACGAGCACCGGCGGUGGCGGAAGUAGUAGUGGUGGCAGCGGCAGCAGCAGUUCAUCCCGCCAGUUGCAGCAGAUCACGCAAGGGGUCAGCAACAUGGGAGGACCGCUAAUGUCCAGUAUAAUAAACGGUGGCGCCGGAGGCAACGGUGGUCCAGCCGGAGGUCUCCCAGGGGCCCUCUCGUCGGUGGUGUCCCCGCGGAGCAACCCAACGGCUUCGCUAAUCCCCCCCUCGGACAGUUCGAACUUCUUCAACUCGGACUUUGAGUUUGAGUUUCCACAUUCCACGUUCGACAUGGAGUCCGUCGGGGUCGGCUGGGACUCGCGACCCGACUCGCGGACCAGUGUCACCCCGGUGAGCACCCCGCGGCCACCCUCCGUCACGGCGUACAGCCCUGCGGCCGCGCCCAUGUGCCCUUCGCCGUUGACGCCGUACCACGCGGGCAGCGCCGGAGGGCAACCGUCGCCGUCGAACAACAACCAACAGGUCAACAACAACAAUAACAACAACAGCAUGACCAACAACAAUGCCGGUCCGUUCGGGAGCAACUUUCCGUUUCCGUUCGACGACAAGGAGAAAAUUCAGGAACAAAUUCACCAACAGCAGCAACAGCAGAACCAGCAACAACAGCAGCAGCAACAGAUGGCCUCACACGAUUCGGAACGAUUGCGAAAUCUACUGACAACCAAACGACCUCACUCAAAUGCCUCAUCCUCGUCCGGGCUGGACAUGGACCAUGACCACCGGAACCCGAACCGGAUCUUGAAGCUUCUCAACGAAAAGAGCGACGACGACGACCUGGAGGGCCGAAAUCGACCGAGCGAACUGCUCCGGCAGCUGCAGAAAGUGAAAGACGAACCCAAAGAGCACCCCGCCCCGCUCAACAACGAGGAGCUGAUCCAGAUGCUGCGAUUCCAGGGCAACGACCGCAAGCGACCCUCGAACGAGCCGGACGAGGGCGGGGCGGCCAAGCGGCCCUCCGACAAACCGUCCAAACUGUGCGAAAAGAACAAGAUGCUGGCGUCGCUGCUGGCGAACCCGGCCAAGGCGCCGACCCCGCUCCUGCCCGGCCAUCUGCCGCUGAACCGCAUCAUCCCGGACAUCCCGAUCUCGAACGUGGCCCGGCAGAUGGCCAGCGUGACGAGUUCGACGCCCCCCAACCAGCAGCAGCAGACCAUCAACAACAACAACCUGACCACUAGCAACAAUAAUCUGAAGCAAGUACAACAGAUGAACCAUCAGCUGCGGCUUCAGCAACAGCAGCAGCAGCAGCACCAACAGCAGUUGCGUAAAGCGCAAGCAAUGCCUUCACAAUCACAACAGCCACCUACUUCAUCCGAUAUCUACCUCAGCCAACACCAGCAGCAGCAGGCGCAACAGGCGCAAGUCCAAGCCCAGCAACAGGCACUGCUUCAGGCCCAUCUUGUGGCGGCGGCCCAGCAGCGCCAGCAAAACUUCUCCCCUGCCAUCCAGGACUCGGGCAUCGGGUCGGUGGGCAGUGGGACGUUCGCCACGCCCUCGUCCGCGACCAGCACCACCAGCACGCCCAUGCCCGAGUGGGACUCGGAGCUGAACGAAAUACUUAACCACGUGAUCGACAUCGCACCCGAGGGGAACUUUGUCGACAGCGAACUCAAUAGUUUACUAGGCAUAAGUUCCAUCGAGUCAUCCACAUCCGCCACUCCCUCCCAAUCGAGCCAGCAGGACAUCCAGGAGAAGCUGGCGAUCAACGCGAUCCAAAAGUCGCUGAUGCAAAUCGAGAACGUCACCUCGCCAAUGCAGUACAGCGGCAGUCCACCAGCGUACCCGAUGCACGGCGGUGGAAUGUCGGCCCCGGGCGGAUCUCCCGCCGGCGGUAGCCAACAAGCUCCGACGACCCCAAAUCCCAACUUCACCCCACCACCGGUGUACACACCCCGGGUGCGAAUGUCCAGCACCGGAUCCAGCGGAGGUGGUGGUGGUGGUUCCGGAGGUGGACCUUCCGGCGGCCAGAUGGGUAACGGAGCGCCCGGAGGCGGUCCGAACGCCCUCACCAUCCAGAAGCUGCAGAACCACCAGCAACAGCGCGAACGAAUCCACCAGGAACAGCAGCGGCAGCGACUUCUGCAGCAACAGAAGCAACAGCAGAUGGUCGUCCCCGUCAACGCCACGGCCAAUGCCGACAUGAACCUGGGCUUAACUCCAGGUAUGCAGAACAUCGAGUCGCUGCUGAACAACACGGUGGCGCCGAACGUGUCGCUGACGCGCGCCAACAGCGUCGUGCCGGACUCCCAGCUCAGUCCCGGGUUCUCGCCGAGCCAGCUGAUGCAGCAGCAGCUGAGUCCGAACCAGCGGACGCAGCUCAGCCCGCAGCAGACAGGUUUCCAGGGCAGUCCGUUCAACAACAACCCCGUGCAUCGGAUGUCCCCGCAGCAGGUGGGUGGAUUCCCGCAGCAGCAGCAGCAGCAGCCGGGAACGCCCGGAAGUCAGCAGUUGAGUCCACGGCAGCCGCCGUUCGCCAGUAAUCCGCAGGUGUCGCAGCCGAACGCGUUACAGCAGCAGCAGCAGCAGUGGCAGAACGCCAACGCAAGGUUAUCGAUUCAGCAGCAGAACCCCAUGCUCAAUGCACAGCUAUCGACGAUCCCCGGUUACAACCCAGCAGCGGCGGCCGCCGGCCGGCAGCAGUUUGUGGCGCCCCAGCGGCAGCGAUCGCUCAACUCGCCAGGAACGCCCCGGCAGGGCUCGUUCGGCGGCACGGUGGACGGCGGUGGGUUCCCGGGGCCUCCGAGCCCCUCCCAGCCCGGUCAGAACUUCAACAACCCCGCCGUUUUCGCCGCCGCCCAGCAGAUGAGGCUCCAGCGCCAGGGUAGCGUUCCGCCCCAGGCCACCCAGCAUCUGCCAGGAUCGCCACGUCCUUCGUACGGUGGACAUGGACCCGGUCCGGAUGCUGGUGGCUAUGGGAUGAUGUUCAGUCAGGCCGCCAUGCAGCAACACACGGCGGGCUCACCAGGCGAUUACUUCAAUCGCGUGCAAACUGGUGGUGCCAACGGUGGUGGUGGUGGUGGCGGUGGCAGUAACGGUGGCCCCAACGCCGGUGGGUUAAACUCGUCGGAACUGGUCCGGCAGGAGCUGCGGGCGGUGGUCAGUGGGAGGGCCCAGAACGCGGCGGCCGCCGGCGGUGUUUGCGGAACGGGCGGCCUGCGAACACCGCAAAGUCCGAUCGGGAUGUCGCCCGGAAUGGUGGCCACGGCGCCCGGUGGCCCCGGUGGUGGCGGUAAUGUACAGGGACCUGGUAGUGCAAGUUCAGGCGGAGGAGGCGGUGGUGGAAUCGGUGGCAACGGGGACAGUAUGCAGACAUCACAGAUACCAGGUACGUCGUCGUCCUCGUCGUUGCUCCAUCCAGCGGGCGACAUGGAUCCGUCAAUGCUAUUCAAUUUUCACCUCACGCCGAAAGAACUGAUGGCCGGAGGAACGUUACUAGAUAGUAGUAAAUUGCUGGCGGCUAGCGACGAGUCGUGGCCGGCCGAUGAAAACGUGAACCCGGUGGUCGUGAAGCGAAGUUCUUCGGAGGCAAUACGAGUCGGUGACCCGAAAAAUUCAUCCCUCCUUCUGCAAAAACUUCUGUCGGACUAAAGUGAUAAAGUUUGUGUUUGUUUCACUACGCCUACGUUUAUUAUUCGCUGCUGUGAACGGUACGCUGUUUCCAAUUAGGUCCGUUUUUUUAUUUUCUUUGUUAACUUGUUUUUUUUUUCACGUUCUCUGAUUAUGUUACAAGAACAUAGCAAAAAGUUUUUUUUUUCAAAAAAUCUGUUGUGCGACGUUUGGAAUAAAAAAUAAAAUGAUGAAAAUCACAAAAAAAGAAAUUCACUUAAGUUGAACCCACUCUGUAAUGGAAAACAAAAAAAAACAAAUGAUAUGAGAUGUGAUGUGAUGAGAUGUUAACUGUGUGUGGGUGUUUGAGGGGGUCCCCCCUUGUGUAAAUAAUAGUUAUUGUAAAAUGUGUAAUUUAUAGAGUAUAUACAGAAAGAGAGUAAACAGUUGAUUUAGGCUUAAGCAAAGAGAUAAACAAACAAAGGUAAAUUAAAAACAAAGUAAGGCAAAUAGAAAUACCUCUAACGUUAGUUCAAACUAAUACAAAACAAGAAAGUAAAAAAACAAACGUGUUAAAGUUGAACAAAAAGUGUAUCUAAAUUAACCAAACAAACACAAACAACAACAUCAAAAGGGGAAACAUUCGAGUGACGACCAACAAGUGACGGAUCGAAGAAAAACGAAAAUUCAGCAAAAAACGAAACGAACGAUAAAAAAGGAGUGACGUUUCGAAACCCAAAGACUUGCAAGCGAGCAAAACGAAAAACGACAACAAAAACAUCAUUAGACGAAAUAAAUUGAGUAAAAACACCCACGAAUCAUCGGUUUCGCAUUUAUAUAGAUGAGAGAAGAUAAGUGUUGCCAGCGCAGUAAUCAAUUUGUUACAUGUAAACAAACGCAAAAAUCAUUAAAUGAAAAACAAACGAAGAAAAACAAAACAAAACCACUCAGAGAAAUUUGACAACAACCAGAAGUUGACAUAAGGGCACUAAGAGUAAAAAAUCUAACCUUUCAUCACAUUUCGUCAGUGUGUGUGUGUUUUCCCCCCACUUCUUUUGACACAUUUGAAAAGUAAACAAAAACAUUGUGCGCUCCACUCGAUUGCUGAAAACGUCACCUGACAGCUGAAGUUUCAGCGAAGCGAAAGCUGCUGUCAAGUGACGUCGCAGCGAUCGAAACAGUAGGCGCCGGGUUUGAAUUCGAGAGAGGGAGAGAAGUAAACUGCAGAAGGAGAACAAGAGAGAGAAGGAGUAAGGAUAUACCGAAAAGGAACGUGUGCUGUGAUAAUUAUUUUCUUUUUUGGGAGAUCGCGACCUCAAUCGGUUAUCUGCAAAACAAAACAAAUAGAAAAAAAAACAAUGGAAACAUCAAAUGAAACAAAAAGAAAAAAUCGCCGGACCUAGUCCAAGGCGAUGAGGAGAGAAAGGUGGAAAAUUGAGAGAGAACUGUAGGAGAAAAGAGCGGGAGAGGGUAAAUCAAUGCUAAGCUAGUUUUUUUAGAGAGUAAGUGAGAGCGCGAAAGAGAGAGAGCAAGGUGAAACUACGUAGGUACCUCUUAUCCAACACAUACACAAAACACACAAACACAUACAUGCAUAACAUUAUAAACACACUAUUUAUCAACAAAGAGAAGGAGAGAAAAAGGUGAGGAAAGAUAAGGUUAGGUCAAUAAAAGGGUGUAAUUAUUUGUACAUUUUUUACGUUUUGUGAUGCUCUCAUAUAAAUAUAUAUAUAUAUUCAGCAGAAUGUUUUUUGGCUAUCCCUUUGAAAUUUCGCGCGCGCAAAUCAGCAAGUCGACAAGAAUUCACCAUUAUGUUUUGUUUUCGAUCGCAUGUUUGUAAAUCUCGGAAAAUCGCCCCCGGCAUGAAAACAUAAAACACAAACACAACAUAUAAAUGCUUACGCUGCUUCAUUAAAAAAAACUUGAAAAAAUAAAAACAAAAAGAUGUAUAUUUUGUAACAUGUAAAUUUAUGUAAAUUUUCUGGAAGCUGGUAAAGAAUUCUGAGUUGUUCUGUUUGGUGAGGCAAAAAAAAAUUAAGAGAGGUCAAAAUGGAGCAAAGAAAGGGAUACAUACUAUUGAUACGAAUUACCAACACAACCUAUAAUUGAGCUACUAAUUUAAAAAAAAACGGAAAGCAGCGUGUUUCUCUGUGUACAGACGCCGCCCCCAAGAGCAAGGAUUAAUUAUUCACACGUUUAUAUUUUUAAAUAAUGGAACCAUUAAUUCGGAAGCUUCCCCCCUCCUUUUUGAUUUUAUAAUUAUGCUUAUACGAUACAUAUUAAUUUAAUUUUAUUAUUAUUGCUAUUUUUACAUUAUACAUUUACAUGUUGAGGUUAGUUAUAUUUUGUGUUUUAUGCAAAGAAAAGAUGGCGAAAUAUAUUAUUGUUAUAAUAUUAAUAAUAAAAGUAAA